AUGAUCCCUUUCGGUUUACGGUCGAAUAUUUCUACUUUGCAUUCUGUUGCUUCCCGGCAUACCUGCCAUCGCUUAUCCAAAGCCCGCAAAAAUAUUUCCCAGCCAAUUCGACGUGCUUUUGUUUCUCAUGCUCUCAAUGCCAAGGCUGGCUAUAUCUUACGGAAUGCAGCUACAGUGAGACCUCAACGUUUUCAGCGCUUCUUCCAUGCUUCCAAUGUCGCUCAUGAUAUGACGGAUCCUUACAAGACAUUGGGUGUGUCAAAGACCGCUUCUCCAAAAGAAAUCAAGUCUGCUUACUACAAAUUAGCAAAACAAUAUCAUCCAGAUGCAAAUCCCGAUAAAAGUGCUCAGGAAAAGUUUGUAGACAUUAAGCAAGCUUAUGAGCUUCUACAAGAUCCAGAGAAGAAAAAGGCUUUCGAUACAUAUGGCUCUGGUGCCUUUAAAAAUGGCGAAUUUACGGGUAAUGAUUUUGGAGGCUUUCAAAAUGGUUUUGAAUCAUCAUUUGGAUCUGGCUUCCCUGGUUUCAAUUUUGAAGACUUAUUUUCGUCGUUUACUGGAAGAACAGGACGGGGCAGGCGUGCCAGCCCUUUUGAGGUAUACGUUGGUGAAGAUGCGGAAGUCAGUCUUAACAUCGAUUUUAUGGACGCCGUAAAAGGCGUCAAGAAGGAUGUCGUCUACUCAGUUUCAUCAACGUGUUCUAGCUGUCAUGGAUCCGGUCUUCAAACUGGCGCUCAUCGCAGUACCUGCUUUGCAUGUAAAGGAAGUGGUCACCGUCUUCAUUUCAUCCCCCCUUCCAUGCAUAUGCAAUCUACUUGUGAUGUUUGCGGUGGAAGUGGAACCACUAUCCCUGCUUCAUCUGCUUGUCGUUCAUGCAGCGGCUCUGGCACUGUCCGUGAACGGAAGACUAUCUCGUUAGAUAUUCCUGCUGGUAUCGAUGACAACACCGUAUUACGAGUCGUUGGUGCCGGAAACGAGGCUGCUACUGCAAAGGCUGCUCCUGAUGCGAAAUCUCGUCCUGGAGAUCUUUAUGCCACUGUUCGUGUACGUAAACACAAAUUCUUUAAUCGUCAAGGAAACAACGUUCUGUACACAGCUAAGGUUCCUAUGACUACCGCUGCCUUAGGAGGAACAAUUCGCAUCCCUACUUUGACUGGUGAAGUGGACCUUCGUGUACCUCCUGGUACAGUCUCCGGCGAUCGUAUUACUAUGACUGGUAAAGGCAUCCGCAACGUUUCAGCUAUUGCUCGUUAUGGAAACUUUUACAUAGAUUUUGAGGUGAACACUCCGAAGGCACUGUCUCCCCAUGAACGAAGCUUGUUGGAACAGCUAGCUGAUUCCCUCAAUGAUACUUCGGCACGUAGAAGUACUCCGCGUUCUCCAACCGAGAAUCAAUCCCCUGCAUCUUCUGAUUCACCAAGUAAAGACAAGCCUUCCGAGUCUUUAUCUGAUGAUUCUAAAUCGGAAGGUUCAGUAGGAGGCUUCCUUAAACGGGCAUUCCGUCGUUUACACAAUGAAGACGGAAGCGAAAAUACUUCAAAAAAUUCCAAGUGA
Schizosaccharomyces osmophilus is the source of this 1551-nucleotide messenger RNA. RefSeq names its product mitochondrial DNAJ domain protein Mdj1 (gene mdj1). Gene Ontology annotation, cellular component: cytoplasm. The record is from RefSeq and is a predicted model, not a curated record. Gene Ontology annotation, molecular function: heat shock protein binding; ATP binding. The coding region runs from base 1 to 1551 and encodes 516 amino acids. NCBI's taxonomy places the organism in Eukaryota, Fungi, Ascomycota, Schizosaccharomycetes, Schizosaccharomycetales, Schizosaccharomycetaceae. The transcript has a single exon. Gene Ontology annotation, biological process: response to heat; protein refolding.